This is a messenger RNA of Perognathus longimembris pacificus (Pacific pocket mouse), 1421 nucleotides long. Its product is annotated as F-box only protein 44. The record is from RefSeq and is a predicted model, not a curated record. The transcript has 7 exons. Gene Ontology annotation, molecular function: ubiquitin protein ligase activity; protein binding. Lineage: Eukaryota; Metazoa; Chordata; Mammalia; Rodentia; Heteromyidae. Gene Ontology annotation, biological process: SCF-dependent proteasomal ubiquitin-dependent protein catabolic process; glycoprotein catabolic process. The coding region runs from base 366 to 1232 and encodes 288 amino acids. Gene Ontology annotation, cellular component: cytoplasm; SCF ubiquitin ligase complex; endoplasmic reticulum quality control compartment.
GGUCGCGGAUCGGAGCGGACGGCAGGACUGAGCGCAGGGCGGGGGACCUCCAGCCCGCCCGCCCGCCUGCCCGCGCUGACUGCGCCGGGCCCGCCGUCCACUGCGGGCCUGGCCCCGGGCCGAGGGCGGUAACCGGACCUCUGGCCUCCGCGCGCCUGGGGAUCGCCGAUCGCGGAUCGCGGACGGUGGCGAGCAUCGGCAGCCUGGGCCCACAUAGCCAGAGGGACCAAAGCUCCUUUUCCCGGACCAGCUGGUUGACAAGUCUCUGGACCCUCAGAAGGGCCUGGCAAAGCUUGUCCACAGAGCUGGACCACAUCCUCCAUCCCUGCUGUCCCCACAGUCCUGAAUGCUGUCCCUCUACCGCCAUGGCCAAGAUCAACAUCAACGAGCUCCCAGAGAACAUCCUGCUGGAGCUCUUCACGCACGUGCCCGCCCGCCAGCUGCUGCUGCGCUGCCGCCCCGUCUGCAGCCUCUGGCGGGACCUCAUCGACCUGGCCACGCUCUGGAAGCGCAAGUGCCUGCGCGAGGGCUUCAUCACCCGGGACGGGGACCAGCCCGUGGCCGACUGGAAGAUCUUCUACUUCCUGCGCAGCCUGCAAAGGAACCUCCUGCGCAACCCCUGUGCUGAAGAGGACAUGACGUCAUGGCGAAUCGACUCCAAUGGGGGACACCAGUGGAAGGUGGAGAGCCUCCCAGGAGACCAUGGGACUGACUUCCCCGACCCCAAAGUCAAGAAAUACUUCGUCACAUCCUUUGAAAUGUGCCUCAAGUCCCAGCUGGUGGAUCUCAAGGCCGAGGGCUACUGGGAGGAACUGAUGGACACAGUGCGGCCUGACAUCGUGGUCAAAGACUGGUUUGCCGCCCGGGCCGACUGUGGCUGCACCUACCACCUCCGGGUGCAGCUGGCCUCGGCCGACUACAUCGUCUUGGCGUCCUUCGAGCCCCCGCCUGUGACCAUUGAACAGUGGAGCGACGCCACGUGGAAAGAGGUCUCCCACACCUUCUCGGACUACCCCCCAGGCGUCCGGCACAUCCUCUUCCAGCAUGGGGGACUGGACACCCAGUUCUGGGCUGGCUGGUACGGUCCUCGUGUCACCAACAGUAGCAUCAUCAUCAGCCACAAACCAGCCAGGAACCCGGCCCCAGCCCCGCCGUCGCCCGAGAGGCUGCAGCUGCAGCGGAGAACAGAGGACAGCCCCUCGCUCUUCCCGCUGCGCUUCCACAGGCCGUGACGAGCCUCCGCCACGGCCACCAUCUUCCUUCCCGUCCUCGGUCCUAGUCAGCCACAGGCCUCCCCAGGCAGGAACUGAGCCUUCGGCAGGACCUCGGGCCCAGGAGCCCCUGCCUCCGUCCAGCGUCAGAAGCCCCCAGCUGGUGGGGAUUUACGGAUGCUUUGUUACAAUAAAUAUUUUCAGUAAAAC